UAGCAUAUCAUUGUAUAAUUUAAAUAUAUAUAUUUUUAUAAUGACACAAACCCGUAAAUUAACGUGUGACGUCUAAGGAUCCUGGGAAUCCCCACACUUACAAGCACACUUAGUAAGCGCCGCUGUAGUAACCGGCGGACAGCUGAUGAACGGAGUGAAGGAAUUAUCAAAGACGCAAAGAAGAUCUUCAUGUCAAAAUAAGGGAAGACUGUGAAGUUGGUGAGACAUGUCUGCGGCUAAGACGAUUGAUAACCGGCAUGGUCCUGAAAGUGACACGAAGCCGUCUCCGACCACCGCGACAACGGAAUACUGCGCAAAGUUGCAGCAGUGGAUGUGGCAGUACUACUGGGGGUAUGCUAACUGGCAGGGUUGGAUGACACUGACAGCUCUCCCUUUCCCCCCACUGUGCACUUUCCCUCCUCCUGGCACAAGCUCUCAGACUCCAGGUGUACCUGCUUCCAACCCGGGGCAGCAGACUUACGAUCCGGUAAACUGGUACAGCUAUCCGUAUCCUCUCAGUUUCCCUGCUGCAUCCUUCUCUCAUCAUGCUCAGACCGGGCAGAGCUCAGCCUCGACACCGUCCACAGCUGCUGAUGGCCGGCCAGCCCAGCAGCAGAAUGGGAACCCUCCUCAGGCAGGACGGGAGUACAUCAUCCCCUCUCCUCUCCAGAGGUUCCUGGCUGAGACAGUGGACUUCUUUAUACUUUUCUGUGUGAAGGCCACAAUCGUUCUGUGGAUCAUGCAUCUGAGUGGUAUGAAGGACAUCGCCAAAUUUAUCACGCAUUUCAUUGUGGAGGAAAUAGAUGAGAACACAUCCAUGGAGGACCUGCAGAAGAUGAUGGCUGUAGCUCUGGUCUACAGGGUGCUUGUGUGUGUCUAUGAGGUGAUCUGUAUUUGGGGCACUGGAGGUGCCACACCAGGGAAGUUCCUGCUUGGUCUGCGGGUGGUCACAUGUGAAACAUCCACCCUGGUCCGACCAAACCGAGUCCUUGUUGUCCCGGCAUCUAAUGUUUCCCUUUCUGCCUCUACAGUGCGGGCUCUCAAUAAAAACUUCUCCAUUGCCUUCCUCUUUCCCGUCUUCAUCACGCUCCUCUUCUUCCAGCACAACAGGACUGUGUAUGACAUUGUGGCAGGAACCAUUGUAGUCCAGCGUAGAGGAGGAAGAUAGCCUCUUCUCCUGCAGUAGACUGUUGUAUUCACGGUAGGUCAUUGACAGGGUGCUACAAACCAAUGCGAGUAGGGUGUAUUAAACAAUUCAAAUCAGUCAGAAGUGGUUAAUUUCUUCCCUGGAUCAAACAUGAACUUCACCUGCACUUUAAAACUGGAUGUGCUCAGCCUUAGUCCUGGCCUGAAAUCAAAAGGAUUCAGCUCUACACCCUUUGGUUUAAGAUCUCUUUUUUGGGGGGGAUUCUUGGAUCCGGACAUUAGCUGUCGGGAGACACUCAGGGGUAUUUUGGUUUUUGAUCAACCCAAAAUAGGUCUAGCUGAAAACGCUGUUUUCAAAUGAUCCCCAAACUUUUCAUCAUAUUUGACUCUUAAUGUUUUUCCAAUGUAAUGAUACUAUGUUUUAAUCUUAAAUGAUAAUGAACACAAUUAAAAAUACAAUUUUAAGAGAAAGCGUUCUACACAUAUGGCCUAGAAAGCAGGACUUACACUACCCGAUACAGGAAUUUGCAGUGUUUUCUUAAACCCAUCAUUCCUACAAGUUAUAAGUCAAAUGUUUGGUUUGAGGAUGAUUUUUUAAUAUUUUAGGCUUCCAGCAGCACACUGAGAGAUAUCUACGGGUGCAAAUUUGGGAUUCAGUGGUCUGCCUAAGGAGAAGAAAUGUUUGUUAGUUCUUGCUCAUACUUUCUGUCUUCAGACUUGCAUUAUUUGUGACUCAGGGCACCAAUAGAACCACUGAUUGUAUGAACUUAGUUUUUGAAUGCAUGGAUUUUUUUUAGAUUUUAAACUAUUGGACACAAAUAUAUAGGGCUUAUUGCUUUUAAUUUGAAUUUUUUUUCAAAACAGUUUUUAAGUCUUGUGUCUUGAAUUACAACGGUGACUCUAAAAGGCAAUUCAUAUAUGCAGCCAUUGGAUGUGAUGCAAUUUAUUUUAAGCAGACUCUCCAAAAUUCAUAAUUAGUUAAUUGUCUUGCAAGCUGAAGCCCCACAUUUAGCUAUCGCUGUCGGAAGUUUGUUGCUCGCAGAUUUGUCCAAGCGUCUAUGUUGUAAACUAUCCAGCAUGGCCUGCCUUUGGUGAGGGGGAGGAGGGCACUCUGCAUCAGCUGUGUGCUUGGCCUACCAGUGGUAUUUGAAUCUCAACGUACUCUGAUGGUAGCUCGAUACACAAUGAUAGUGAAUGAAAAUAACUUUCAUCUUGCCUAGAGAACCAUCUGGCAGGAUUUUAGAGAUAAACUUACCAUGACCCGUUUUUUAUUCAUUACUGCUGAAGGAGGUUUGCCUCAGCUUGACAUCCACAACAUUACUGAUGCAUUGCUUCCUGAGUUCCCAAACGAAUGGAUGGGCCUAACCAUGUGCGUGCAUUAAUUACUGAAUCAGGACACAACUUUUGCUUUAAUAAUGGUGAUCUCAUUUUUCUGCAGUCCAGCAUAGAAUCCUCAAUUUUGGAAACAGAUUUUUAUUCUUCUCUCCACCACAUUUCAGUCUUUAUGAGUACACUCACGUUGAAUGUAAAACAACGUAGUAAGGUAUUAGAGAACAGUUUAAUUGUUAACAAAUAUUGUGAAAUACUUUGAUAUCAGUGUUGCUCAUUUUUUUUUAUUUGUCCAACAUAUUACCUCUGUCAUAAACAGAUGAACAUUGAAUGUUGUGUCAUACUGGUACAUGUUUUAUGCAAAUUGAUCAAUCUGGAAUUGUAUUUGAUAAAUUGCUUCACAUAUGCCUGUCUUUAUAUUCUACUUAAACAAAUUAAAACAUUCUAAGGAAAUAUUUUUCAAGUUACAAACUGAAUUGUGUGAGGAAUAUGAACAUGUAAAUGAAAUAUAAAGCACAGCCAAGGAGAUUGUUGGAGAAGAAUGAAUAAAAAUUUCCACUUA
Messenger RNA from Notolabrus celidotus (New Zealand spotty), 3037 nucleotides. RefSeq names its product family with sequence similarity 8 member A1a (gene fam8a1a). The coding region runs from base 227 to 1168 and encodes 313 amino acids. The transcript is spliced from 5 exons. Lineage: Eukaryota; Metazoa; Chordata; Actinopteri; Labriformes; Labridae. The record is from RefSeq and is a predicted model, not a curated record.